Molecule: messenger RNA, 1226 nt
Organism: Myxocyprinus asiaticus (Chinese sucker)
Lineage: Eukaryota; Metazoa; Chordata; Actinopteri; Cypriniformes; Catostomidae
Gene: irf1a
Product: interferon regulatory factor 1a
Exons: 8
Coding region: 181-978 (265 amino acids)
Biological process (GO): immune system process; regulation of transcription by RNA polymerase II
Cellular component (GO): nucleus
Molecular function (GO): DNA-binding transcription factor activity, RNA polymerase II-specific; RNA polymerase II cis-regulatory region sequence-specific DNA binding
Source: RefSeq, a predicted model, not a curated record
GUGACUGACUGACACUGAUUUCAGUUCUGUGAUUUCAGUCAACUGUCAUCUUCAUUGCUGCUCUGCAGAACAUAUUGACUGUUUGAAGCUGAUGAUACACUUACAUUGAAGGCAACAUACUGUAAAGGAGCAAAAUCAGCACAGCGCUUCUAGCAGAAUUCUGUUCCUCUGGAGUGAAGGAUGCAUCAGGGACGCCUGCGCUUGCGGCCGUGGUUAGAGGAACAGAUCGAGUCGGGCACAUAUCCAGGAGUCAUAUGGCUGGAUGAGUCUGCCAGAGUUUUCCAGAUUCCCUGGAAACAUGCAGCCAGACAUGGCUGGAACAUCGAGAAGGAUGCGACUCUGUUCAGGAACUGGGCGAUUCACACAGGGAGAUAUAAACCUGGCAUAGACAAACCUGAUCCCAAAACAUGGAAAGCAAACUUCCGCUGUGCGCUCAAUUCACUGCCAGAUGUCAAAGAGCUUCAAGACAAAAGCAUGAAGAAAGGUCACAACGCUUUCAGAGUUUAUAUUCUCUUGCCACACAGCAAAAUGCUCAAGAGACGCAGAGCAAUGAGGAGUUUGGAUUCUCAUGUUAAAUCAAGAUCUCCUCCACCACCAACACAAAGAAACAUAGUGCUGGAGAGAUUUACAGAGAACUUCUGGAAGUUCACAGAUGAUCGCGAGUGCUCCACAGCAGACGUCUUGAGAAAAGAUCCUGUCUCCAGAGGUGUUGAGGACCACCAAUCAAACAUCAGCGCCACAGCACAGGGACUUCCGCUGACCAAAAGCGAUGAGCAUGAACAGACAGAAGCCGUGCUGAAGAUUGUGGAUCAUCUGAAGAACUUUGAGCACCGGAGUCCAUUAUAUGACAGUGACAGAAGCUGGAGACCAGCAAACUCAAUGUGGAUGGACUGUCUCUGUGAGACGAUGGAAUUAUCUGGUUAUUCCCUCCAUACAGACUGUAAUAUUCACUGUGCUUCCUCAGCUCAAUAUGUCUAAAGCAUCAGAGGGACCCGGACUCCACACUUCACGGCUUGUUGCAUCUAUUUUGUAUUUAUGUAGUAGUGCAAUUGAAGAUAAAGCAUAUGGACACUACUGAGUGCACUGUGAAACUUGAUUCUGAACACAAUUAAAGCUCUUGAUAUAUGUAGGAAUUUCUAAACCCUUAAUUUUCUUUAUCCAGUUAUUGAAACGGCCUCAUUCAUGAAAAAAACAAAAACAAAAAACAACAAACAGAACAAAUGUCA